GUAACGAUUAUAUACCGCAAUCGAAGUCACUUAUCGACUCGCGUUUGUUCUCUGUAAAGCAGAUGUUUUGCGAUAAAAACUUGUCACUUUUGGAAACAACCUCGGCACUUUGAGCCGAAAUGGCUGAGGUAAUGUAUGGUCUGGUCUCUGAGGCCAGAAAGAAUCGAUUUUCUGCGAUACCGAAGCUUACAGGAGAAGAUAUUGUUAGUGUUUGGGACAAUGUGUCAAGAUUCAUCGAAAAACAAAUGGCUCUUCAAAAGGGUGUAUGUGUGCCAGGCCUCGGUAUUUUCACCUUCUCGCAAAAAAAGCUGGACGUUGGAAAUAACAAAUACAUUCAGAUCCAGAGACCGGUUUUCAUGUUGUCCGAGAAGUUUGCGAUGACUCACGCUCUUAAUUACGCCAAACACCACACCACCGGUCAAAUUCCAGUGGUGCAGCUUAAUUUUGCAGCUCUUUCAAAUGAGACACCAUUUAACAGAGACACUGUAGAAAGCUGUGUAAAGGAAGUCCUUCAGGCUCUGAGUAGAUCUGUACAGGCAAAAAGAAAUGUAGAGUUCCAUUUUUCUGGGAUUGGGCGACUUUCAAUAAGGGAUUCCAAAGUAAAAAUGAAGUUCUACAAGGAAUUCUUAAAGAGCAUGGAUGGUUCUGGCAGCUUAGUUCAGGCAAUGUCCAAUAGACCUGGAACAGCAGACUCUGUCUUGUCAGAGCCUGUUAGUCCACGGCCACAUACUAGCAACACUCUAGUUCUGCCGAGGAUUACCCCAGGGGAGAGUGGAAGCCCAGGAAAAAGCGCUGGUAAAGAAGGUAUGCCCACCAUAACAGAACAGGAUGAAGAAGAUAAUGGACAGGGUGAAGAUGUGAGGGAAGAGGUCACCACCUCUGAUAAAGAAAUGCCACAGGAACAGGUGGAGGGAGGGUCCGUACCAGUUAUGGAACCACAAUUAGGAAAGCAAGAACAACCCACAGAAGAGGAAGCCGUUCCAAAAAGUGCAUCAAGGCUCUCCCCUCCCACUGGGCCACGGAGUCCUCUUCAAACUGCCAAAGUCUCCGGUGUGAUUUACAGCACCCCUGAAGCCUCCCUGACACUGCCCCCUCCCCCACCACCGCCCCUCCCCCCACCCAGGAGCCCAUCCAAGACGAAUCCAUCCAGGGGCAUCAGAGGAGCUACUGUUUACAAGAAUACAAGGAGUCCGGCUCAGGAGGCAACCAAACGCGAGCAAUCCCCUACUGAGUGUAUUCACAGUGAAAGAGCAGGACAAGAAUUGUGCUACCUCUGCCAUCAACGUUCUCAGAAAAAUAUACCUAUUUACUUUGCGGAGGAACGGCGUCAACGAGAACUUGAACAAGAUCGCCUCCUACAACAGUAUCAAGAGCAGAAGGACGCUGAGACUAUUCUUAAAGACCAGGGAAAGACCUUAGAAAACCGCCGUUAUAACCAGAAGGUGGCUGCCUUUAAUCUUGGGGUAUCUGAGGCAAUCAAGGAGAAACUCAGCACAAGACCUACAGAAUUUUCUGUAAGUGUUAUUUAUCCACAAGGCCAAACCUUUAAAACCUUAGAUUUAAUGGCAAGGAUAAUGCUUUUAGAUUUACCGUCUUGUCAAAGGAAUGUUUUGAUUCGUUGCUAUUCCAGUUUGGCUUUACAACGAGAGCAGUACUUGAGGGAGAAGAAAAUGGGCAGUGAUGCCUAUCGCAAGGCGCUAGAUGCACAGACUAAUAUCAGGAAGAGAGCGACUUGUUCGUUACGUCCUUCCCCGGAGUUGUUGCGUCUGCCGAAGCCUCAGAUUAUUGUGCCGUUCUCUCACGCGGCAGUACUGCGUCUGCAGGGACGUCCCGGAGGAAGAACGGUGCGCUUUAAACCCCUCCCUAUCCCUGCUCUGGAACCAGACUCUAAGAUACCUAUAUUCGGUAUUCUUGAUGCGACUGAAGAGAAAUUAUUGGAAAGAAAGACACGAGCACAUCAGCUUUAUCAAGAACAGCUCGAGAUGGUGGCGCAGAGAAAGAGGGAUGCUAUUCUAAAGGAUCUGCGAAAUCAGAAAGAGGAGUCAGACAUGCUUGAAAGAACUCGUAGAGAUAUGAUUUUGGACCGCGCCUUUCGACAUCAAGAGCGCGUAGACGUUCGUCGUUCACUUGAAGAUUCCUGGGCGGCAAGUGUGUGUCGCAAAAAAGAUCAAGAACAUGAAGAACGCCGCCGUACACAGAGUCCAGGCAUGCUGAUACAUGAACAGUGCGAUAAAUACCAUCGGUGCAAACAGUGUGGCAGGCGGCCCUCGAACUGCGGUGAAUCGAACGUGUGGAGCGAUUCGCGAUACAUGCCUGGAUCAAGACUCAUAGUUUAGAACACUCCUACUUAUCGGAUGACUUUCUUGAAAAUUUUACGCUGACUAAGCUAAAUACCGGUUAAACGAGGACAAAUACGAACACUUUGCCUUAACCUUACUGGAAAUGUGUGGAAUUAUUUAUUUAUUAUUGUAAUAUUAUUUGUACAAUUGUGAAGGAACGAUUGUGAUGAAAGAUCGGACUCAAAUUUUUCGAAUUGAAGGAGACCAUAAGACUGGACGAUUGGUUCCACUUACGGAUUAGAUUUCCUUCUAUCUUGAUAGUUUUUAUCCCUUUUUAUCUGCAUUUUUUUAAGAGGGAACCCCUGUGAUGUACCUUUUGAUAUUUCUACAGUUAAUACGAUGAAGAAUCUACAAGGAGGUACCUUGUCGAUGUCAGAGUGAAUUUUAACACGACAGUUUCUAAGGCACCAGCACGCUCCACUUCAGACAGUUCCGACGACGUAGUAUUAUCUUGAAUAACUCAUGGAUCAAGAAAAGUCAAUAACAAGCACAAUUCUAACCUAAUUGUUUAGUAACGAACUAAACACCGCGUGAUGACAAGCGUCUUCAGCUUAGUAGCUCUGCUCGGAUACAAUUGUAAAUACCGCUAAUAAAACAGUAUUUGAUUAA
Messenger RNA from Stylophora pistillata, 2948 nucleotides. RefSeq names its product coiled-coil domain-containing protein 81. The record is from RefSeq and is a predicted model, not a curated record. Gene Ontology annotation, cellular component: microtubule organizing center. Lineage: Eukaryota; Metazoa; Cnidaria; Anthozoa; Scleractinia; Pocilloporidae.